Nasonia vitripennis (jewel wasp) is the source of this 3547-nucleotide messenger RNA. RefSeq names its product poly(A)-specific ribonuclease PARN. Gene Ontology annotation, cellular component: cytoplasm; nucleus. Gene Ontology annotation, molecular function: metal ion binding; RNA binding; poly(A)-specific ribonuclease activity. NCBI's taxonomy places the organism in Eukaryota, Metazoa, Arthropoda, Insecta, Hymenoptera, Pteromalidae. Bases 274 to 2616 code for a protein of 780 amino acids. Gene Ontology annotation, biological process: nuclear-transcribed mRNA poly(A) tail shortening. The transcript has 11 exons. The record is from RefSeq and is a predicted model, not a curated record.
GCGCUCGAAGCGCCGCAUCGCGAGUAGCGCGCGCAAGAAACCGCGAGCUGUGUGUGCGCAUCAGAGUCUGUCCCGAUUCCCGUGCGGCCGAAACACCCGACGACGUCGUCCUCAACCUUUCCAAGUAUUCAGUUUGCCGGGACCCUUUCCGUAUAUAGAAGAGCCCGGUGACAUGCCCGCGAGAGUUCAACUGCUGAUUAAAAAGGAGGACUGAACUGCCGGUGUUCGUUCUAUACAUUCACCAACGAAGCACAACACGAGCUAAGCAGCAACAUGGAAGUGACCCGCUCCAAUUUUCAAGAUGUCUUGAAAGAGCUGGAUGAAGUUUUGGACAAAGCUACAUUUUUGGCAAUCGACGGAGAAUUCACUGGGUUGAACUCGGGGCCAGAUGCCAAUGCAUUUGACACACCUGCACAAUACUACACCAAACUCAGGAAAGGGUCCAUGAAUUUUCUCCUUGUACAGUUUGGGCUAGCUGUUUUUACCUAUAAUUCUAAAACUAACUUGUAUAGUCAAAGAUCUUACAAUUUUUAUGUAUUCCCUCGACCGCUCGACCGAACAUCCCCUGACUGUAGAUUCAUGUGUCAAGCAUCAUCCAUAGUUUUUUUAGCUAACGAGGGAUUUGACUUUAAUAAACUUUUUAAAGAGGGUAUACCUUACUUGACAAAAGAAGAUGAGGAGAAACUCAAUAAAAAAAUGGUGGACAAACAAAAAGUAAGGGAGGAAGGUUUGGACCUUAUUCCAAUUUCAGACGAUGACAAGCCACAGAUAGAUGAAAUUUGUUCAGGAAUUGAAGAUUAUGUUAAUUCAGAGGACGAUGGUAAAGAACUCAGAAUUGAAAGGUGUAAUGCCUUUAUCAGACGACUCGUUCAUCAAGAAGCAAGACUUAGGUGGCCAAACAAAAUCAGGCUAGAGACUAGAAAUGAAAAUGGGAAUCAGUUUAUCAUUGUCAGUAAAAUAGGAACCAAGGAAGAGGAAGAGCAGAAGGAAACUGAGAGGAAAGAAAGAGUAAAACUGGAAGUACAAGAAGCUGUAGGGCUUAGCGUACUUUUAAGAAAAAUUGCCGACUCGGGGAAAGUUAUUGUAGGUCACAAUAUGCUGCUUGAUCUAUGCCAUAUCAUUCAUCAAUUCUUUGCUCCCCUACCAGAAAGUUACCAUGAAUUCAAAAGUUUGGUUCACUGCCUUUUUCCAAGACUUUUAGAUACUAAAAUCAUUUGUCAAUCAGGACAGUUCAAAGACUCAGUACCUUCAAAUCUUAACCAGUUACUAGAAACACUGCACUCGGCACCAUUUUCGAUACCCGAAACAGAAAAUAUUCCGGAUAGAAGUUAUAAGCUCAACAAUGAUAAAUCGCACGAAGCUGGCUAUGACGCGUACAUUACUGGGCUCUGUUUCAUUGCACUGUGUAAUAGGCUUGGCGAGUUACAGAUACCUGAAAUAUCGACAGUACUUCCUGACUCUCCUCUGUUGAACCCAUACUUAAAUAAAUUGUUGAUAGCCCGACUCAAAGACUACCCGCAUAUAAACCUCAUAGGCAAUGAUCCAAACCCUAGCAGAGAACACGUUUUCCAUGUAACAUUUCCAAAACAAUGGAAACUCAGUGAUCUUACCUCACUAUUCUCGCCAUACGGAGGUGCUUACGUGGCAUGGUUGUCAGAUACUACCGCAUAUGCUGCUCUGCAUAGACGUGAUCAAGUCAGCGCCGUUGUACAGAAUCUUUUCAAGUCCACACAUUACAGCUUGAAAAAAUAUAGAGAUUAUCAAGCAUCCGUAGAAGUUGAGGAAACAGUGACAAAGGUGACAACACCAAAAACAAAAACGACAACGACGACAACUACAAAACCAGAACGGAAGCGGAAGAUUUCUGACAGACGAGAAUCGCCAGGGGACGAGGGCAGCGCCGAGAAGGCCGAGGCGACCGGACAGGAGGACACGGCGACGGCUGACUCGCCGAAGGACGAGGAGGACGGAUGGGCCGUGGCCUCAGGUAAUGAUCCUUCAUCAUCAUCAACUUUCCCAGCAGCGAUCCGAGCUGACGACAAGCCAUCUCCCGACGAGGAGGCGCGACGCGACGACGAGAGACGACGAAGACGCCAGUACGAGGAGUUCUGCCUCGUGAGGAAGGGAGGAGCCGGCAAGCUCGUGACUGCCAGGAUGGAGCUAACCUCCUCGACGCGAUACACCGUCCUCAGCGACCUCGAGGAUGACGAAGUCGCGAGGUUCUCCGUGGAGGAGGAGCUGGUCGAGUUCGAAGAGUUAGAGGGAGGGCUGCUGAAGGUGAGGCGAGAGAGAGUCGUCGAGUCGAAGCGACAAGGAAGCCCCAAGAAGUCGCGGACGACUCCCGUCAAAUCCAUCACCGACAGUCCCAGAGCGACCAAGCGAGGCAGUCCCAAGAAGAGCCCGGCCAGCUCCUCGCCGGACAAGAGAAAACAGACUGCGACUACCUCCUCGCCGACGCUGAGGCGAAGGCACGCUGCUGAAGAAUCGCCGAAGCUUGACGACUCAAGAAAAGUCAAUAAACAAAAACAGUCGGCGCCGCGGAGCGGGUUCAGCUGGAUGAAAGUCGUGCAAAUCGUUGCCCUGCUCUCGACGCUGUAUAUCAUCAUCCAUCUCUAGAAGCGUACAGCCGGGAGUGAACCCUUUGACAAUAACGAAUCUACUUAUACACGUGGGACUUGUACGUGCGGGAGGAUUUUGGUUGAGUAGCUUAAGAUUGACUAGAGUCGACAGGAAUCGAGGGUCAAUUCCAAUGCAUUUCGAUCGAUACCUCCUUAUUCUACGAUUAAUUUAUGCUUCACGAACGAGUACAUACUUCCAUUUACAAUUAUGCGUACUUAACUCUCGUAGUACAAUUACGAUCGUCGUCACGCGCGACGGACUGUAAUGUGAUGAAAUGUGAUGUAGUUAGCGAUUUAGAAAAUGAAACUUCUCUUACUGAAGCUCGUGUUUUUGUACGUUCAAAUGGUAUUAUACAGGUAUAUAGGAGUUACUCUCAAACGUGUUCGAAAAGAUCUAUUAAGGAUUAAUGACGAUGUAUACAAAGUGUCAGAAUAUAUACAUACAUAUAUGUUUUUUAAGAGACCAUACGAACAAAUAUAUUCCGAAGUUUUUAUACGAAAUUUAUAUAUAUAUAUAUUUAUACAUCACCUAUUUUAUUUAAAUGUAUUUUUAAUAUUUAUGAAAAGCCGCGAAAUACUUGUGUUCCUUCAGCAAUGACUUGUUAUGUUAUUGUACGUAUCGAAAACAACUGACAAUAACUUUGUAUUAUGCGCAAGCGUACAUUCCACGAUUGAUACAUCCGCCGUUCGUUGGAAUGUCACGAUGAAUUUGUUGAAUUGAAUAUAAGAAAAAUGAUACGAAUUAGAAACUACUAGCGUGAUAAGAGAGUCGAUGAUCGAUUUUUUAUAAGAGAUAAUUUACAAGAAACGAGCAUGUACACGCUAAAAUUAAUUUAUUCUCGACGCGUGAUUUGCCGAAAAAAAUGUAUGUUUUUUACAAACGAACAAAUUAAUAAAUCGAAUCGCCUUUACUGUUGAACAAUAGACUA